Erythranthe guttata (spotted monkey flower) is the source of this 2627-nucleotide messenger RNA. RefSeq names its product U-box domain-containing protein 17. The record is from RefSeq and is a predicted model, not a curated record. NCBI's taxonomy places the organism in Eukaryota, Viridiplantae, Streptophyta, Magnoliopsida, Lamiales, Phrymaceae. Gene Ontology annotation, biological process: protein ubiquitination. Gene Ontology annotation, molecular function: protein binding; ubiquitin-protein transferase activity.
AAAUACAGUGUUGAAAAUUCAGUAAAUCCAAUGUUAAUCAAGAAUUUACCAGAUAAAAAUCCAAUCUUUGCACGCGGAUUCAUAACCCACAGUAUUAUUUUUUUUCUUUCUAAUACCCUUAAAAAGGAAGCAGAGGAACACCAAACGAUUCUCGUUACUUUCUGCAAACACAAAUAAUCGAAUUUAAAUUAUUGAAUUUUUUUUUUUUUUUCUCAUUCGUACAUUGAUUGAUAAGAAUUUGUUAAUUGUUUGUUUCCCUCGUCGUGAUUCAUGGCAUCCGCGGCGAUAUUCUCCUCGUUGAGGCGGCGGAGAUCGCCGUCACUGGAGGCGUUUGUGGCGCCGGUGGAUCUAUCAUACGCCGCCGUUUUGGAGGCGUCGCGUGCUAUUUCCAACGAGCUGGCGUCGUCGUUUUCAGGUACAAAUAAAACGGCUCCAUUUUUCCAGGGCAAGAACUCCAGAUCCUUAAUCCGGAAAAUCCAGGUUGUUUCUGUGCUCCUGGAUGGUUUUCGCGAUGUAGGGUUCUCGCAAUUUGCCCCCUCUUUGUUCUUGUGCUUGAAGGAGUUGUACCUCCUGCUUUACAGAACGAAAAUCCUGAUCGACUAUAUCAAAGGGUCGAGUAAGCUGUGGCUGUUGCUUCAGAGCCAGUCGAUUUCAGGCCAUUUUCAUGACAUGAAUCAGGAAAUCUCCACCCUUUUGGAUGUUUUUCCUUUGCUGAAUUUGUCCGAAGAUGUUAAGGAACAAGUUGAAUUGUUGCAGAAGCAAUCAAGAAAUUCGAAAUUUUACAUUGAUGGGAAUGAAGAUUCACUCAGGUUGAAGCUUUACUAUUUCCUGAAUGAAUUCGAGAAUGGAAGAAUCCCGGAAAGGAACGAACUUUACGCGUUUUUUGUGGAGAAGUUGGGGAUUUGCAAUGUGAAAAGUUGUAGGGUUGAGAUUGAGUUCUUGGAGGAGCAGAUUGUCAAUCACGAUGGAGAUAUCGAGCCUACGGCCUCGGUUCUCAACGGAUUUGUGGCUUUGAUACGGUACACUAGAUUCUUACUGUUCAGCUUUGAGGACGAGGAAGGUGAAUUGGGGAAGUGGAAACGGAAGCCGACGAAGAAAGGGCUGAUCACUAAGGAGAUUGCCGACACGUUUGUUACUAUUCCGAAGGAUUUCUGUUGUCCGAUAUCGUUGGAUUUGAUGCACGACCCGGUAAUAAUAUCCACAGGGCAGACGUACGAUCGUACGUCAAUCACGAGAUGGAUGGAGGAUGGGCAUUCCAAUUGCCCGAAGACGGGGCAGAUGCUCGUUCAUACUAAGCUGGUGCCUAACAGGGCUCUGAGGAAUCUGAUUCUGCAAUGGUGUACGGCUAAUUCUAUUCCGUACGAUCCGCCAGAGAAUCCACACCAUUCUUCCGAAAGUGCAGUUUCUUCCCUACUGAGCAAGGCCGCAAUCGAAGCUACUAAAGCCACAUCAGCGCUGCUCGUCGAACAGCUGGCGAACGGAACACCAAGAGCCAAGACUGUGGCUGCACGGGAGAUUCGAUGGCUUGCGAAAUCCGGAAAGCAGAAUCGAGCGUGCAUAGCCGAAGCUGGAGCAAUACCCCUUUUGAAGAAUCUACUCUCGUCUCCGCACACCUUUGCGCAGGAGAAUUCGGUGACCGCAAUGUUAAACUUGUCGAUUUACGAUAAGAACAAAAUCAGAAUCAUGGACGUGGAAGGGUGUUUGGGCGCGAUUGUCGGAGUUUUGAGAAACGGGCACACAACCGAGGGAAAGGAAAACGCCGCGGCGACUUUGUUCAGUCUCUCGGCCGUUCACGACUACAAAAGACGAAUAGCCCAAGAAAACGGGGCAAUCGAAGCUUUGGCUGCGCUUUUGCGCGAAGGAACCCCCAGAGGGAAAAAAGAUGCUGUGACAGCUUUAUUCAAUCUAUCCACCCACGACGAGAAUUGUGCAAGAAUGAUAGAUUCGGGGGCUAUACAAGCACUAAUCGGAGCACUGGGAUGUGAAGUGGUUUUCGAAGAAGCAGCGGGUGCAUUGGCCUUGAUCGCGAGGCAGUCGAUAGGAGCUGAGGCGGUGGGGAAAGAGGAAAUGGCGGUGGCGGGGUUGACUGAAGUGAUGAGAUGCGGCACUCCGAGGGCGAAAGAGAAUGCAGUCGUGGCUUUGCUGGAAUUGUGUCGGAGCGGUGGUGCUGCCGCCACCGAAAAGGUGGUGAAGGCGCCGGCACUGGCCAAUCUACUGCAUGGUUUGCUGUUCACCGGUACGAAACGAGCUAGGCGAAAAGCGGCAUCACUUGCUAGAGUGGUCCAAAGGUGUGAGCAUGCUUCCUUCCAUUUUGGUGGCUUAGAUGUGGGGCCUCGAGAUAUGAAUUUCCCCAUUUCAGUGCCUGUAUUAUAGUUGUCACCUUGUCCUCCAUUUUUUUUUUAUCUUUAAUUACUCCCCAUUUUUUUAAUCUUUGAUAGAUAGAAAAAAGUUCUAUUGGAAUAUGAAUGUAAGGGAAGGAGGGUAUAGACGUAAUUUAUUUGUUCGGACGAAAGGGCUUCGUUCAUCCUAUUCUGUUUCUGAUGUACAGUGGAUCUUGGAUACAAAUUCUUGAAUUCUUGAAUUUGUUGUCUGGAGAUUUUAGUUGAAUAAAGAUGGAAUUUUUCUCA